AUGAUGGUCGAUCCAUUUGAAGUGCGCAUGCGCUUCACAACACAGCUUCAGCAUCUAAGCGCAUCUGUCACGUCUUCGCAAAAGGCAGCGCAUUAUGCACUUAAAUACCGUGAUCUGGACGAGGAUCUUCAUUCCUGUAUCCUAGAGCAAAUCGAGAGAGUAAGAACACCUCAGGUUUUCCGUUGCACUUAUGAGAUAUUAAUGAUACCCACUUCGCAGAAUAAUAUGAACAACCGCGCAAACAUUAUGUCUUUCAUCGAACACUUUUGUGAAAUGGCCACCAAAGAAGACCACCUUCCCUACGUCCGCAUGAUGCAGCGUGACAUUCUCAGAGUUGUGGAUGCAGUCGUCCCACCUGAUGGAACAGGAGCUGCCAACGUCAAGCAUGUCCGCCUUGUCCUCGAUAGCAUGCAAGGCAAGGGAAUACUGUCCGCCGAAACCGUCACCGAAAUCGAUGCAGCCCUCAAAGACCGCGACACGCACCCCGCACACCUUGACCUCGAGGACGAGGAAGAAGAGGGACCAGACGAUAGCGUGAGAUCCAAGACCGGGACCCCACGCAACCCCAAGGCGUCCGGAAUGCGCGUCGACAAACGGCAGAUUGAACAGCGCAUCGAAGAGGACCGUGAGCGAAACAAGCGACUGCGAGAGAGUAUGUGGGCCGUGGAAGGAGACGAUGAGAAGGAAUGGCUGAAAAUCCUAGAAGAAGUGAGUGAUAUCGGUUCGGAUGAUUACAGGAAUGCCGCAGAGGAAGCUACAGAGCGCCAGAUCUGUGCCGAUCAAUACAGGGCUGAAGUCUUGAAACGAUUUGCAGAGGGGCAUUGA
Messenger RNA from Penicillium waksmanii, 825 nucleotides. Its product is annotated as CTD kinase subunit gamma. Gene Ontology annotation, biological process: positive regulation of DNA-templated transcription, elongation; positive regulation of transcription by RNA polymerase I. The transcript has a single exon. The record is from RefSeq and is a predicted model, not a curated record. Gene Ontology annotation, cellular component: CTDK-1 complex. NCBI's taxonomy places the organism in Eukaryota, Fungi, Ascomycota, Eurotiomycetes, Eurotiales, Aspergillaceae. The coding region runs from base 1 to 825 and encodes 274 amino acids.